This is a messenger RNA of Ambispora leptoticha, 384 nucleotides long. The record is from the annotation of a GenBank genome assembly. Lineage: Eukaryota; Fungi; Glomeromycota; Glomeromycetes; Archaeosporales; Ambisporaceae.
AUGGGGGACGAAACAAACCCAAAAGCUUUUCCUCUUGCUGAUGCAGAAUUAACCAACCAAAUACUUGAUUUAAUUCAACAAGCUUCACAUUAUCGACAGCUGAAAAAAGGUGCAAAUGAAGCCACAAAAACAUUGAAUCGCGGCACAUCCGAAUUCAUUGUAAUGACGGCUGACGCACAACCAAUUGAGAUCUUGCUGCAUUUGCCAUUACUCUGCGAAGACAAGAACGUUCCAUACGUUUUCGUACCAUCCAAAAUAGCAUUAGGACGUGCUUGUGGAGUGAGUCGUCCCGUGAUUGCUGCCUCGAUAACAAGUAACGAGGCAUCAGAAUUAAGACCGCAAAUUCAACAGAUUAAAGGACAAAUUGAGAGAUUGCUAAUCUGA